GAAGAGACGCUGUGGUGUCCUCCGGUACACUGAGGAAACGGAGGACGGGCGCCAAAUAAGAAGUACACUUGGGGCAGAUAUGUCGCCCAGCUCGACUCUGUCGCUGAAAAACUUUCAAAGGAUCAGGCGGAGUUAUAACACAUGAAUGAUAUGGAAAUUAAAACGAGGUGUUCUCCUGCCGAGAUGGAAAAAGCCGACGUCUGGCCCUCGAAGAAGGCUGAAAAUGUGGAUCCAGAUAGGGUAAGAAUAUGGCCACGUAUGGAGCCCUUCCUCCUGGGUGCCCUCCAGGUGGCCCCCUCCUCCAAACUCGGCCUCCACUACCUACGCAAGAUGGCUACCUAUGUACGCACCCGUGAUGGCUGUUUCCCUUCGUUGGCCUGGCCCAUGUGGAAGCACAUUGCUUGUGGGAAGCUGCAGCUUGCAGAAGACCUGGCCUGGCUCUACUUCGAGACCUUUGACCUCUUUACUAGCCACUCACCUGCAGACAGACUGGAGUGGGCAGAGAGUCUUUCACAGUGUUCAAACAAAAGUGAGCUUGACCAGCAAAGAGGAAAGAUGUCCGUGGACACGCUGCAGUUCCUCCUCUUCCUCCACAUCCAACAGCUGAAUCGCGUGUCUCUGCGUAACUCUCUCAUUGGUGAAGAGUGGCCCAGCCAUCGCGCACAUUCUCCAUCUCCGUCGGAACGUGAGGCCAAGACCAACACUCAGAACAAGAAUUGGGACGACCAGGCCCACCUUUCCUUUACGCAGAGCCACUUGACGGAACUUCUGGAGCUGCUGGUGGAACCGGAUCAACUGUCUGAGUCAGGGAUAGCCCGGCGUGAUUGUCAGAUCUCCCUGGUGGCUGUGCGCAGCUUGGGCCUGCUCCUGGAGGGCUCAGUGCACCCAGGAAGCGCUGUCCAGCCUGUCCAUAGGUUGCUGAGUAAAGGUCCACUCCAAAUGCACGCGGGCUACUCUUCCCUCAGCCAUUCUUUCCCACUCAACCAGCUUAUCUCCUGUCUUCAACACAACCUCACCCACAAUCCCUUUGGAAUAACGUCCUGCUUGCGCUCCGGGAAGAGGCUAGCCUGGGCACAACAAGUCGAGGGGGCCAUAAAGCGUGCCAAGAUAGCCCGAAACACUCACUUGGCUCCAGCGGGCAGCAAGAUGGUGCUCAUGUCUCAAGUGUGUAAGCAGACCCUGGCCAAGACCUCUGACAAAAUGACUGGAGCCAACAUUAAGAUCCACCGCUGUUCUGACGCCUACAUCUACCUCCUUUCGCCUCUCAGGUCCGUAAAUGUGGACAAGUGCAGAGAUUGCACAGUGAUUCUGGGUCCAGUGGAGACCAGCGUGCAUGUGCACUGUUGCCAGAAUGUGAAGGUAGUGUGCGUGGCGGGCAGACUCGUCGUCGGGGCCUCGUCGCGCUGCACGCUCCAUGCUCUGACGCCCACACGCCCGCUGCUCCUGCCGGGCAAUACCGACAUCACCCUGGGCCCCUUCCACACCUUCUACCCAUCCCUGGAGGACCACAUGGCCAGUGUGGGGCUGGCGGUGGUACCCAACUUGUGGGAUCAGCCCCUGCUGUUGGGGAAUGACCCAGUAAAGGCCUCCGCUAACCCAGACCUGACUUGCUACCGUCUCCUACCCCCGGAGGAGUUCCACAUGCUGGUGGUGCCUUUCCAUAUGGAGGGAGAUACGUGCGAGGUACCGGGGGAGUUGGCGCCCCGCUAUCAGGCAGCACUCGAUGACAAACAAAAGAGGAUACAAAGAUGGCAGAAGACAGUCAUGGAGGCUCAGCUGAACAAGGAGCAAAAAUGCAAGUUCCAGGAGCUUGUGGAGGCUAAGUUUCACACGUGGCUGCAGGAGACUGGACAUAGACAGGAAUUGGACAGCCUUAUCCCACCGUCCCUGCAGGUCUCGAACGGCGACCCAGUGGCUGAGACUUCAGUGAACAACGUCAAGUUUAUGAAGACAAGAGAGGCAAUGGCUUCACCAAUGGCUUUUUGAACUGUGUGCCUCGGACCUUCAGUGCUGUUUAGUUCUUGAUUGUAUUAACAAAUUGCCAAUUGUGCAGACUACGCGGUGUUUAUUAUUUUGUAUUCAGACUACAAAAGGGAAACAUGAAUCAUUUAAGGAUUAUAUAAAUGUGAAUAAGACCAGUAUUCAGUAGCUCACAGACCUCCCCCAAAACUUAGAUUUAAAAAAUUAAUCCUUAUUAUUAUUGCAUUCAACUGAAUUAAUAGUUUUUUUUUUUUUUAAAUAGGUUUGACCAACCUUAAUUGAUAACCACUCACGUCUAAAUAUUAUCAUUUGAAAUCAUGCAUUGUUCAAUCCUUCAGAACAAGAACCGCUCCCCAUUUUUCAGUAAUGGGAAAAGUCAAUUAUAUAAUAUUAGACAUUUUAGCAGGUUCAACUGUUGACUGUGUGAUAAACAUUCAAAUGCUGAGUCACUCAUGUACCAAGUUACCAAACAACCAUGUGCUUCCAAGUAUAUUGUUCUAUCAAAGUAUCUGAAAAUAAUGUGUAUGUUAUAUUUUUGUAAAAAUGUGUUCUAAAUGACUAGUUUGCACUUCUUUCCUUCAAUAUGUCAAGGUUCCUCUGUACAUAAUGAGCCAUUAAAAAGUACAUCAAUGUUAUUGCAUUGAAAAUGAUUACUGUAAAACAUUACUGCCUAGCUUUACCUUUACAAAAUAAAGAGGCUCACU
Molecule: messenger RNA, 2684 nt
Organism: Corythoichthys intestinalis (scribbled pipefish)
Lineage: Eukaryota; Metazoa; Chordata; Actinopteri; Syngnathiformes; Syngnathidae
Gene: tbccd1
Product: TBCC domain containing 1
Exons: 9
Coding region: 142-1986 (614 amino acids)
Biological process (GO): maintenance of centrosome location; maintenance of Golgi location
Cellular component (GO): spindle pole centrosome
Source: RefSeq, a predicted model, not a curated record